AUGGUUAGCGAAAGUCCGGAAGAAAGUUUUUUUGACUUCUCAAUGAAAUAUUUGGAUGCUGUUUUUGGAGCUAACGACACUUCUGAACUGCCCCGCAUCAAAAUUGACGAUCUAAGUACUUUAAAAGAGACACAAGGUUCUACUAUAACCACAAGCGGUACUAGGGAUGAUUUACGGACAGAACAAAUAAAAGACCAGUCUAAUUCAACCAUUCAGCGAGAGAACAUAAAAAAUGGCAAAAAGAUCACAUCAGCUUCAGUUACAUCCAUACAGACUAAAUCCUCAACUAAUAUAAGUGAUACCAAUACGAACAUUGCCAGUGAUUCAUCAGAUUCAUCCUCAGGGAAACAGUUUCCCGGUUUAAUAGAUGCUACCCUUAAAAGAAAGUCUAUUAUAGGCUUAGAAGACGAUAGCACGUGCUAUACGUUGAAUUCCGAGCCGAUCACAGAAGAGCUUCACAUCGAAACUAACAAUCCAUCGCAUUUAUUUUGGGUACCAGCACAUCUUCAUCCAGAAAUAGCUCCGAAUGAAUUUAGGAAAUGGUUAAACCAUCAUGCAAAAGAUAGGUUCAAUACAGGAGUGGGUUCUUUGAGGAGGCGUAAAUCUGCCCUAUCUAGGCAAUAUAUACCAACAGAAAAUGAUGAGGAUGAAAAAUCAGAGAAAAAAAUGGAAUUCGAUAAAAAUCGUGACUGGUCGUCAUUGGUUACAUCCGCAGAGAACAUUGUUCCCACAAAAGUUAAAACAAUACGAAGGAGUCUCAGCUUGAAUUUGUCCCCUUUUAUAGGUUCCAAUACUGAUCCCAAAGAUCCGAACAUAUUUGAUCGGCAUUCUUCUGCUAUUGUAGAGUCACCUGUUCUAAUUCCUAGAAUGGCACCAGCACUUAAACGUGCAGCACGUACAAAGAUUCGUCGGAAUUCAGUUGCUGGAGAACAAAACCCACGAAGAUUUUCUGCGCACAGAAGGACAAAAUCAACACAUGUACCUUCCGAUAAAGAUAAGCAGAACGGGAAUUUAUUACCAAUUAUCCCAAAAAGUCAACCAGAAUCGCUACUUUCUAAUGCUUUAACGCUACCUCAAAACGAGAGAUUUGAUACAAGUGAUGACAAGGCAUUGUCUACACCAGACAUUGUCAUUGAACCUGAAGAAGUAGAAAAUGACAUUGUGCUUGAUUUCAUAGAGUUAAACGAUGAUUCUGGUCCUAUACGUAUUACCUUAAAAGAUGAUGGGCCUACACCCGUAGCUGCAGCUGUUCCUUCUCCUCGUCGGACAAGUUCGCUUCCCCAAAACGCUAUUAAUCAAUCGGAUUCUUUGCAAGGUUAUGUAUCUUCAUCUAAUUUAAAAACACCAAC
Messenger RNA from Scutellospora calospora, 1349 nucleotides. The record is from the annotation of a GenBank genome assembly. Lineage: Eukaryota; Fungi; Glomeromycota; Glomeromycetes; Diversisporales; Gigasporaceae.